UACAUUAAAAAAGAGAUUUUUUAAGAAUAUACUAAUUUUUUUUAAACAAAACAAAAGAUCAUUAAAUAAUACUAAAAUUUGAAAUUAUUUUGAGAUUAAAAGUCAUUUGCAGUUUGCAUUGUCUUAAGUAAAGAUGUGUUAUAUGGAAGCUGGUACUGCACCACAAUGUCCUAUACCAAGUGUGGGUGUAAUGAAUUCACUAGUUACUCUAUUAGUACAGAGUAUAUAUGCGGCUCAGUGUAAUAUUUCCCAUGCAGACUAUUGGCCUAAGGAUUAUGCAGAAACGGCUUUGCGUUCAGGUCUCGAGGCUUUUGAUUUUGUGGUAAUAGGAGCUGGUUCGGCUGGCUCUGUAGUGGCCAGUCGUUUAAGUGAAAAUCCUAAAUGGAAAGUUUUAGUUCUGGAAGCUGGUGAUGAUCCCCCACAAGAAUCAGAGAUACCAAGUUUCUUUUUUGGUCUACACAAUACUAAUUAUACCUAUAGUUACUAUACAGAACCCACUCGAACUUCUUGCAAGGCCUUUAACGAUAAUAAAUGUCACUGGCCACGUGGUAAACUUAUAGGAGGUACUGGCGGAAUUAAUGGCAUGCUUUAUGUGCGAGGUAAUCGUUUUGAUUAUGAUCGCUGGCUAGAGGAAGGCAACACCGGUUGGGGUUUUGAUAAUGUUUGGCCCUAUUUCGAGAAAGCCAUAACACCAGCAGGAAAUCAUACACAUAUUUGGGGAUAUGUUCCCUACAAUGAUUUUCCACAAUUUGAUGAAGAUAUAUUCUCCAUGAUUUUUAAAGCCUCUAGUGAAUUGGGCAUACCUCGAGUAGAGGAAUUUGGUGAAGGUAGUUAUAUAGGUUAUAGCCAUCUCAAGGGUACCAUAGAAAAUGGUCUACGUGUUAGUACUGGUAAGGGUCACUUGGGUAGAGUUGCGCAAAGGCCCAACUUAAAGGUAAUUAAAAAUGCUCAAGUGACAAAAUUGAUUUUUGAUGAUAAAACAGUGAAAUCGUUGGAAUUUACUAUAAAACAAAGAAAAGAACUAAAAGUGAAGAUAAAACGUGAAGUUAUUCUAUCAGCGGGUACUAUAGAUUCUGCUAAAUUGCUAAUGCUUUCCGGAGUGGGUCCACAAGAAAAAUUGAAGCCUUUAAAUAUACCAGUCAUUAGCAAUAUACCCAUAGGCGAUAAUUUACAAGAUCAUGUUGCAAUUCAAUUAUUCUUACGCUUAAACGCCAGUCCACCUGAUCAGAAACAACUGCUCGAUAAUAUUUAUCAGUAUUUAAUACACAACAAAGGACCGUUUACUUCUCAAGGCACUACUUCUCUAGCUGGUUUUAUAAAUACAAAUUUAUCAUCUAACUCUCUCUAUCCUGAUAUGUUAUUUCAUCAUUUUAUUAUUAGACGUGGUGAUGUUAAUGGUUUUGAUUUGCUUUUAAAUAGUUUUAAAGUGAAAUCACAAUUCAGGCCCUUCUUUAGAGAGUCCAUUGAAAACUAUGAUAUGUUAAUUAUAUUUGCCAUAUUAUCUCAUCCAAAAUCAUUGGGAGAUUUAACACUUAAAUCUUCUUCUCCUCAAGAUCCACCCAUAAUAAAGGCAAAUUAUUUAACAGCUUCAAAAGAUGUAGAAGUAUUACUGAGAGGUAUGGAUUACAUAAUGAAGAUGGAACAAACUGAGGCCUUUAAAGAUAAACAGGCUGAAAUUCUACAAAUACCCAUAGAGGAAUGUGAUCAAUUCGUAUUUAAAUCUUCAGAUUAUUGGAGAUGUUAUUUUACUUAUUUCUCUUCUACUUGCUAUCAUCCCGUGGGUACAGUUAAAAUGGGUCCUUUAUACGAUGAAAGCACCUGUGUUGAUCCUAGACUUAAGGUUAAGGGCGUACAUAAUUUACGUGUUGUGGAUGCAUCCAUAAUGCCUUAUAUUACCAGUUGCCAACCCAAUGCUCCCACCAUUAUGAUUGCAGAAAAAGCUUCCGAUAUUAUCAAGGAAGAUUGGUUGAACUAUGAUUUUUAAUUGUAAAGUUUUAUUAUAAUAAUCUAUGUAAUAUAAUAAGUUCUAUAAAAAGUUAA
Messenger RNA from Lucilia cuprina (Australian sheep blowfly), 2040 nucleotides. Its product is annotated as glucose dehydrogenase [FAD, quinone]-like. The record is from RefSeq and is a predicted model, not a curated record. Bases 134 to 1984 code for a protein of 616 amino acids. Gene Ontology annotation, molecular function: flavin adenine dinucleotide binding; ecdysone oxidase activity. The transcript has 2 exons. Lineage: Eukaryota; Metazoa; Arthropoda; Insecta; Diptera; Calliphoridae.